AUGGCGAGGCCAGGUAGCGGUGGUGGAGGUAGUUCACAGGAUGCCAAACAUGUAUUGGAUGAAAUUGGGCAACAAGUGCACGACCAAGUGGAAAAGGAAGCUAAAGAACGUAGUAAUGGUGAUUUGAAAGGAAAUUUGACAAUAUCAACAAUUUUUGAUACGGAAACAACUGGCACCGAUGAUCCAUGCAGCUCUGAUUAUACUACACGUUUUGAUGCUCGCGGUGAUCCGUGCAAAAAAGAUGGAACAGGAAACGAUGUAGAGCGUUUUUCGGUUAAACAAGGAGCAGAAUGUGGUAAUAGUAAAAUACAUGGUAAUAGUAAAGGUGGAACUGGUACGGAGGUUGGCGCCUGCGCGCCGUAUCGACGAUUAAAUUUAUGUAACAAAAAUCUCGAAAAUAUCAAUAAAUAUGAUAAUACGAAAGCUAAGCAUGAUUUAUUGGCAGAAGUGUGUCAUGCAGCAAAAUAUGAAGGGGCAUCAAUAACACUUCAUUAUCCACAAUAUCAAAAUAAAUAUGAUGAUUCUGGUUCUACAAUGUGUACUAUGUUAGCACGAAGUUUUGCUGAUAUUGGAGAUAUUAUAAGAGGAAAAGAUCUAUAUCUUGGAAAAAAAAAAAAAAAGCAAAAUGGAAAAGAAACAGAAAGAGAAAAAUUAGAAGAUAAUUUGAGAAAAAUUUUCGAAAACAUUAAGAAAGAGAAUAAUUCAAAACUUAAAUCCCUUACAGAUGACCAAAUUAGGGAAUAUUGGUGGACAGAGAAUCGUGAAACAGUAUGGAAAGCCAUGACAUGUAGCGAGGACCUAAAAAAUUCUUCAUAUUUUCAUGCAACGUGCAUUGAUGGAAAGAAUCAGUCUCAAGCUAGAAACCAAUGCCGAUGUCCCAAGACAAGUGGCAACGUAAAUAUUGUUCCCACAUAUUUUGAUUAUGUGCCACAGUAUCUUCGCUGGUUCGAGGAAUGGGCAGAAGACUUUUGUCGUAAAAAAAAAAAAAAAGUACAAAAUUUGCAAAAACAGUGUCGCGACAAGUACCAGGGUGAUGAUCGAUAUUGUAGUCGUAAUGGCUACGAUUGCGAACAAACUAUUAAUAAAAUAGGUAAACUUGUUAUAGGCAAAGGUUGCAUUAACUGCUUGUAUGCAUGUAAUCCUUACGUUGACUGGAUAAAUAACCAAAAAGAACAAUUUGACAAACAAGUGAAAAAAUACGGAACAGAAAUAUCAGAUGGUGGUAGUGGUAGUGGUGCUGCUGGUGGUGGUGGUGGUAGGAAAAAACGAGGUACAAGUACUACUAAUUAUGAUGGGUAUGAAAGUAAAUUUUAUAAAAUAUUUAAAGGUAAGUGUGGAACCGUUGAUGCAUUUUUGGGAUUAUUAAAUAAUGAAAAAGCAUGCAAAGAAGUUAAAGAUGGAGGAAAAAUUCAUUUUGAAAAAGUUAAUAGUACUAGUGGUGGUACUGCUGGUAGUAAUAAAACAUUUUAUCAUUCGGAAUAUUGCCAACCCUGUCCUCUAUGUGGAGUGAAAAAGAAAGAUGGUGGUAAUGAAUGGGAAAAGAAAAAAGAAGAUGAAAAAUGCAAUAUAAAACUUUAUAAGCCUAAAGAUGGCGUAGUAGGUACUACUAUUAAUUUCCUAUAUAGUGGUGAUGAAACUAAUGAAAUUGAAAAAAAAUUAAAGAAAUUUUGCCGAACAGAAAAUGGUACUGGUGAUAGUAAUAGUGAUCCUUCUUUGUAUGAUCCAUGGCAAUGUUAUCACGUUAAACAGCUGGAGAAAGAUAAGGAGGGUGUGGAUGACCCAGUCUAUGAAGCGAAUGUAAAAAAUGGAGGCGGAUUAUGUAUAUUGCCAAACCCCAAAAAAAACCAAGAUAGUGGAAAUAAUUCUUCAAAUGAACCUGAGCAAUUCCAAAAGACAUUCAAUAAUUUUUUUAAUUUUUGGGUGGCACAUAUGUUAAAAGAUUCCAUAUAUUGGAGAACAAAAAAACUUGUGAAAUGUUUAAAAAAUGGUAACACAAUAAAAUGUGGAAUGAAUUGUAAGGAUGAUUGUGGUUGUUUUAAAAGAUGGGUUGAAAAAAAACAACAAGAAUGGGGGGAAAUCAAAGAACAUUUUGGCAAGCAAGAUUUUGGCAAGCAAGGAGAAAAUGGCGUAGGUGAAAUGUUAGGCGUACUAAUGAAAUCUCCUUCUUAUGUUCUUAAAUUUGUUUUGGAGAAAGAUGUACUUUUGACAAGUAUUAAAUCGGGUUAUGGGAAACCAGAGGACAUAGAACGUAUUGAGGAACUGUUGAAAGAGGAAAAAAAAAAAAAUGAAGAAGAAGCAGCUGAUGGCACCGACAAUGAAAAUAAGACCACAAUUGAUAAAUUGCUUAAGCACGAAUUAACAGACGCCAAAGAUUGCCAACAAAAAUGCGACAAAAAACCACCACCACCCGAAACUCCCGCUCGUAAUCUACCACCACCUGACACCCAACGUGACCCCAACCAAGAGGAAUCCGAAGAAGAAGAAGAAGAAGAGGACGAAGACGCCCCCGAUGACGGCGAAGUCGAUGGCGACAAGGGCGACGGCCAGGAGACGGAGCCGGAGGAGGAAGAGGACACGGAGGACGCCAAGGUGGAGCCGGCAAAGGACACCACAGAAGACACAGAACAGGAUGGGCAGGGACCACCGGUAAAAAAAGACGAAGUAAAUCCAUGUGAUAUAGUGUCUAAACUCUUUCAGAACCCAAACAAUUUUUCCGACGCUUGUACCCUCAAAUAUGUUACUGGUAAAAACUACGGCUGGAAAUGUGUAUCAAGUGGUAACGGUACCACUAGUAGUGAGGGUCGUUCCCCACGUGUCGCACGUAGUGCCCCUAGUGGUGAUAAGGACGGCGCUAUAUGUGUGCCACCCAGGAGACGACGAUUAUAUGUGGGGAGAUUAACGAAGUGGGCGGAAAGCAAACAGGUGACACAACCACAGGAGGAUGGUAAGGCACCACUAGCUCCCACUCCGCCGACCUCGUCGGGGUCACAGAGUGACCCGCUCCUUACCGCCUUCGUGGAAUCUGCUGCAAUAGAAACUUUUUUCUUAUGGCAUAAAUAUAAAGUAGAUAAAAUAAGAGAGGAAAAAGAACAACAAGAACUAUUUACAAAUACAUCAACCCUUGGAAAAGAACUUCAAGAUAAAUUAGAACGUGGUAACAUACCCACCGAUUUUUUGAGGCAAAUGUUUUAUACUUUGGGAGAUUAUAGAGAUAUAUUAUUUAGUGGUAGUAAAGACGCGAAAAAUGGUGUCAACGACAUAUUUAGUGGUGAUAAAGAAAUGAAAGAAAAAGAAGAGAAAAUAAAAGGUGCGAUACAAACGUUUUUUGAAAAUGGUGCUUCCCAACCUCCUAGUGGAAAACGAAAUGAUAAACAUGAAGAAUGGUGGAAAAACCACGGUGAACAUAUAUGGAAUGGAAUGAUUUGUGCUCUGACAUACAAAGACAAUGACGCCAAAGGCCAAACACCAACACAAAUUCAGGAAGUGCGUGACAAUCUUUGGGACAGUGGCAAGAACGAGCCAAAAAAACCCCAAUACCAAUACCAAACUGCCAAACUCGAAGAAAAAAACAGUGGUACCAAACCUACCAACCAAACCCCCUCAUCCACUAGUGAUAACACCCCCACCACCCUCACCGACUUUAUAUCACGCCCCCCCUACUUCCGAUACCUUGAAGAAUGGGGUCAAAAUUUUUGUAAAGAGAGGAAGAAAAGAUUGGCACAAAUAAAACAUGAGUGUAUGGAUGGUGAUACACAAAAGUAUAGUGGGGAUGGGGAAUAUUGUGAAGAAAUUUUUAGUAAGAAAUAUAACGUUCUCCAGGAUUUAAGUUCCAGUUGCGCUAAACCUUGUAGAUUGUAUAAAACGUGGAUAGAAAAAAAAAAAACAGAAUAUGAGAAACAAAAAAAGGCAUAUGAAGAACAAAAAAGUAAUUACGAAAAUGAACAAAAAGACAAAUGCCAAACACAAAGUAAUAAUAAUGCUAAUGAAUUUUCUAGAACACUAGGAGCGUCCCCUACAGCUGCAGCAUUUUUAAAUAGGUUAGGAUCAUGUAAAAAUGAUAAUGUAGAGGAUAAUGGAGAGGAUAAAUUAGAUUUUAACAAUCCAGAGCAAACAUUUAGACCUGCAACAAAUUGUGGUCCAUGUCCUGUAAUUGGAGUUAAAUGUAAAAAUGGUAAUUGCAGUGAUACUUCAAAUGGAAAUAUGUGUAAAGGAGGAAUGAUUACUGCAGAAAAUAUUAACAAUUCUACUGAUGAUGUAAGUAUGCUUGUGAGUGAUAACAGUACAACGGGAUUUAAUGGUUUAGAUGAGGCUUGUCAAGGUGCAGGUGUCUUUGAAGGUAUUAAAGAAGAUAAAUGGAAAUGUGGGACGGUAUGUGGUGUAGAUAUAUGUACUCUGGAAAAAAAAGAUACGAAUGGGCAAGAAGGUGAUAAAAAAUAUAUCACAAUGAAAGAAUUGCUUAAACGAUGGCUAGAAUAUUUUUUUGAAGAUUAUAAUAGAAUUCAAAAAAAAUUAAAGCCAUGUACGAAAAGUGAAAAUAAAUCCACAUGUAUAAAAGGCUGUGUAGAAAAAUGGAUAGAUAAAAAAAAGGAAGAAUGGAAAAAUAUAAACAAUAAUUACCUUCAACAAUAUAAAUAUGUUGGUAAUACUUUAACUAAUUUUUUAGAGAUUUUGAUACCUAAAAUUGAUCUCACAAAUGAUAAAAAAAAGAUUAAGGAUUUACCUGCGUUCCUGAAGUUAUAUGGAUGUAAUUGCGCUGAUAACUCACAAAAUAGUACACAAAAUGAUGUUGUUCUAUGUUUGCUUGAAAAUCUUAAAACAAAAGCAAAAAAGUGUGAAGAGAACCACAAACCUAGUGGCAACCAACAACAACCGUGUCAAGAAUCCCCCUCCGUUGAAGACGAUGAAGAGGACUUAACCCUUGAGGAAACAGAAGAAAAUACAGAGGAGGCAAAGAAGAAGAUGAUGCCGACAAUUUGUGAAACUGUGGUACCAACAGAACCAGAAGAACCUGGAGAGACUUGUACACCAGCAGCAGCAGGUGGUGGCCACAACCCCGAACAAACCCCCGUUCUCAAACCCGAAGAAGAAGCACCAACACCAGAAGCGGAAACAAAAAAAGACAAAGCCCCAGUGAAACCCCCAUCACAACCAACAACCCCCCAAAUAGUGGAUAAAACCCCCGCCCUGGUGACCUCCACCCUCGCCUGGAGCGUUGGCAUCGGUUUUGCUGCGUUCACUUAUUUUUUUCUAAAGAAAAAAACCAAAGCAUCUGUUGGAAAUUUAUUCCAAAUACUGCAAAUACCCAAAAGUGAUUAUGAUAUACCUACAUUGAAAUCCAAAAAUAGGUACAUACCAUAUAGAAGUGGUACAUAUAAAGGCAAAACAUAUAUAUAUAUGGAAGGAGAAACUAGUGGAGAUGACGAUAAAUAUGCAUUUAUGUCUGAUACUACUGAUAUAACCUCUUCCGAAAGUGAAUAUGAAGAAUUAGAUAUUAAUGAUAUAUAUGUUCCUGGUAGUCCUAAAUAUAAAACGUUGAUUGAAGUGGUACUAGAACCUAGUGGUAACAACACAACAGCUAGUGGUAAAAACACACCUAGUGAUACACAAAAUGAUAUACAAAAUGAUGGUAUACCUAGUAGUAAAAUUACAGAUAAUGAGUGGAAUACAUUGAAAGAUGAUUUUAUAUCUAAUAUGUUACAAAAUGAACCAAAUGAUAUACCAAAUGAUUAUAGUAGUGGUGAUAUUCCAUUCAAUACACAACCGAAUACUUUAUAUUUUGAUAAUAAUCAAGAAAAACCUUUUAUUAUGUCUAUUCAUGAUAGAAAUUUAUAUACUGGAGAAGAAUAUAAUUAUAAUGUUAAUAUGAGUACUAAAAAUGUUGAUAUUCCAAUGAGUGAUAAAAAUGAUGUAUACAGUGGUAUAGAUUUAAUUAAUGAUUCGUUGAAUAGUAAUAAUGUUGAUAUUUAUGAUGAAGUUUUGAAAAGAAAAGAAAAUGAAUUAUUUGGAACGAAUCAUCCAAAACAUACUAAUACACACAGUGUUACCAAAUCAAGUAAUAGUGAUCCUAUAGAUAAUCAAUUGAAUUUGUUCCAUAAAUGGUUAGAUAGACAUAGAGAUAUGUGUGAACAGUGGAAUAAUAAAGAAAAAGUAUUAGAUAAAUUAAAAGAAGAAUGGAAUAAAGAUAAUAAUAGUGGUGACAUUCACACAAGUGAUAGUAACAAAACGUUGAAUACUGAUGUUUCUAUACAAAUACAUAUGGAUAAUCCUAAACCAAAGAAUGAAUUUAAGAAUAUGGAUACAACCCCCAACAAAUCUACUAUGGAUACUAUGCUGGAUGAUCUAGAAAAGUAUAACGAACCCUACUACUAUGAUUUUUAUAAAAAUGAUAUCUAUUAUGAUGUAAAUGAUGAUGAUAAAACAUCUAUGGAUAACAACAAUAACCUUGUAGAUAAGAAUAACCCUGUGGAUAGUAACAACUCCACCUAUAACCACCGCAACCCUGCAGACAUUAACAAAACUUUUGUGGAUAUAAACAAUCAUAACCAACACCCUAUAGAAAAACCUACCAAAAUACAAAUUGAAAUGAAUUCAAAUAAUCGCGAAGUGGUCGAACAGCAAUAUCCUAUAGCGGAUAUAUGGAAUAUAUGA
Plasmodium falciparum 3D7 is the source of this 6648-nucleotide messenger RNA. Its product is annotated as erythrocyte membrane protein 1, PfEMP1. The coding region runs from base 1 to 6648 and encodes 2215 amino acids. Gene Ontology annotation, molecular function: host cell surface receptor binding. The record is from RefSeq and is a predicted model, not a curated record. Gene Ontology annotation, cellular component: membrane. The transcript is spliced from 2 exons. Lineage: Eukaryota; Apicomplexa; Aconoidasida; Haemosporida; Plasmodiidae.